AUGGGAGAGCUUUCUGGCUCAUUUGGAAUCCCUCAGUCCUGCCGAUUGGCUGUGAUAAAUGACCCAGAACAAGCAGGGUUGAUUAUCAACACAGUGUUCAGCCUAAUGGCAGCCCGGAGUCGAGUGGUGAUGGCCUCUGUCCUGGUUUAUUUCAUCCAGCUUCCUGGAGCCGGAUGCCAGGAGAACUGUGUCAAUGCUGAACAUUGCCUGUCGACCGACUGGGUACAUCUCUGGUAUAUAUGGUUGCUGGUGGUAGUCGGUGCAUUGCUUCUCCUGUGCGGCCUGACUUCAGUGUGCUUCCGCUGCUGUCUGAGCCGUCCAGAAAAUGGGGAAGAUGGGGCCCCACCACCCUAUGAAGUGACCGUCAUUGCUUUUGACCAUGACAGCACUCUGCAGAGUACCAUCACAUCCCUUCAGUCUGUGUUUGGCCCCGCAGCUCGGAGAAUACUUGCAGUGGCCCACGCACACAGCUCCCUGGGCCAGCUGCCCUCCUCUCUGGACACACUUCCAGGCUACGAGGAAGCUCUUGGCAUGAGCCGAUUCACAGUGGCAAGGUGUGGGCAGAAAGCUCCUGAGUUACCCUCAGUGCCAGAGGAAACACAGCUGCCUCCCACAGGGAAGGGCUCCCCUCAGACAGAACUCCCCUCACACUGAUGACAACAAUGUUGAUUGUAUUCCUAAUAACCGAGGCACCCGUAGAGUUGGGAAAGAGUCACAGACAGACUAUAUAUAGAGUCUUUUGUACCAUCUGAAAGGUUCAGGAUACCAUCUAGACAUAGUUCUGUCAACAAGGUAGGCUCUCACUCUCCAUUUACAAUAAUGUGCUUUUUCUGACACACAGUUUUCUAAUCGGAAUUCUAACUCCUCAUCCAAUGGUCAAAGUUUGCAACUCACCUCUAGCUAUAUUGAUCACCUCCAAAGCAGGGGAGCAUUAAGGUUUUCUUGAGUUCCUUCAACUAUGACAUGCUUCUAAAGUUCCUUUUACCAAACAAUACUGCAAUUUUCUCUUUUGUUUGACUUCGGUAACCUCUAAGGGAAACACAAUGCAAGCGCAGCCACUGACAUCAGUGCACCAAACACUCGUAUCUUUCCUUCUAGGGAGCAACCACCACUAUGCUGAACAAAGAUGGCCACCUUGUACAUCACAUAAUACCCACUGGGACUUGUAGAUUGCAGGGGGUGCUGAUGAGAGUGGAGAAACUAUAAUACAAUAUGUGCCACAUGUCGAAACCUUUUUAUCAUUUUUGUCCCAUGUACAAGUGUGAAACAUGGCACAGAGAACAACAAUGGUCCUAGAGCCUUGUCCUGCAA
Messenger RNA from Cricetulus griseus (Chinese hamster), 1311 nucleotides. The record is from RefSeq and is a predicted model, not a curated record. Lineage: Eukaryota; Metazoa; Chordata; Mammalia; Rodentia; Cricetidae.